AUGAGACACUUUGCGCUAUUGGCGCUCGUCGCCAGCCUCUGCAACUUCACCCUCGUCAACGCACAGCAGAGUCUUUCUCCCAGAGACAGCAGCUGCCGGGCAGAAGACAGAACCUACAGUAACGAAGUGCCCCGAGCCGGUAGCUACCAACCAUGGUCCCUCAUUCCCUUUGGCAAGGUUGGCUUCCCAGCCAAGCAGUACGUCACCAUCGUCAACCUCACCCCUCAUCGCUUUGUCUUGGACAAAGGCGCCACCCACUCGUACCAGAUGGACAUUUUUGAUUGGGAUGAUAUUCCCCAGGGCCGUUCCCGCCAAAACGUGGCCAAGUAUACCUCGAAGCCGGGCAAAAACCACGUCGACGACAAUGGCGAGGUGUAUUAUACCAUUCAGGGAACUAACAAGAGGUUCAUGGUUCGCAAAACCACUCAUAUCCCUGACGACUACCCCCGCCGGACCGUUUUUGAUCUGAGUGGCAUGGGCCUUGGCCAGCGCGAAUACUCUGAUCCCGGCAAGGAGUCUUCAGUCACGCUCGUAAUCACUGGCAGCGAAUCGUAUGGCUUCACAGCAUCCCUCCGCCAUGGUCCCGGAAACUGGAUGAAGGGCAUUUACGAUGUCAUCAAAGAUCGACAGGUCCAGCAUUUGUUCCUUCCUGGUUCGCACGACGCGGGGAUGAGCCGAAUCAGCGGCAAUCUAGCCUCCCUUGGCUCUUCGACCAACACGCAGACUCAAGGCAUCACAAUCUACAAUCAGCUGCGCGCUGGUUCGCGUCUUUUUGACCUUCGUGUGGGAACGAUCCAUAAUUCAACAAACACCGGACAGUAUGGCUACUGGAUACUCCACGUCAACAAUGAAGUUGCCGAUGUCGCCAUCGGCAACUCUGGAGAGGCUCUCGACGAAGUUAUUCGAGAAGUCAAUCAAUUCACUGCAGAAAAUCCCGGCGAAAUUGUCAUUUUCCGUGUUCGGUACCUCGUCGGCAUCCGCAACAUUCCGAGCUUUGGGCCCAUCUACUGGACUGCUGACAUGGUCAACGAGUUUUUUGGCAAGCUCAAGGGUGUCAACAACCGCUGCGGCAAUCUGGACAUGAACACCAAGUUCAAUAAGCAAAAGGCGUCCUACUUUAUGGACCAGAACGGAGGGAACGGCUGCGUUCUGUUUUUGCUCAACACUGAUAACCUGAAAGACGACGUUCCUCACGACUCGAUUGGGGACGGUAUUUACCGGACGGAAAUGCUGGAUGUUUGGGACAAUUGGUCCAACUUGCCCGACACCGCAAAGGUUGCCAAUGAUCAGACGGCCAAGUGGAAAACGGUCAGCCGAUCCGGAGACUUCAACAAUGAUCAGUUCCUCAUCGGCCAGUGGAUCAUCAGCGCCGACCCGUUUACGACGACGGCGCUCACCAUUGAGCAGCUGGCGAUUCAGCCUACGAACCCUGCGCUUUACUGGAUGGGCCUGAACAACAUGAGCCCCGAGGCCUUUCCGACUGUUGCGCUGGUUGAUUACAUUGGCGUCGUUGUCGACGGCCGCCACAACUGGGAUCAGCUCAGCGCCGAAAUGUACACCCUGGCCGUUGGGAUGAACCUGUACAUGAUUAGCGAAAACUGCGGCAUCAGCAAGCAGCGAUCGCCGCUUCUACCCGACGAAAAGGGAUUCAUGUUUAGCAUAAACCCCAAUUUCAAGCCAAAGCAGACUGUUUCCAAGUGGAAUGGCAUCAUUUACGAGAAUGGUACAGUUGUCAACCAUCCUGCCAAUGGCACUCACCUCGGCCGCGUUCCAGUUUUGAAGAAUGGUACAGUCUUUCUCAACGGAACAGUUGUGCCCCAAGACAGAAUCAACCCUCGAUUCUAUGCAGUAUAG
Messenger RNA from Beauveria bassiana ARSEF 2860, 1854 nucleotides. Its product is annotated as PLC-like phosphodiesterase. The transcript has a single exon. Gene Ontology annotation, molecular function: phosphoric diester hydrolase activity. NCBI's taxonomy places the organism in Eukaryota, Fungi, Ascomycota, Sordariomycetes, Hypocreales, Cordycipitaceae. Bases 1 to 1854 code for a protein of 617 amino acids. Gene Ontology annotation, biological process: lipid metabolic process. The record is from RefSeq and is a predicted model, not a curated record.